CAACUCAAAUGUGGCAACUGUAACUGAAAACCGAAUAUAUUGAAAAACCUGGAAAAUGUCGGCCGAAAAUAGAGAGUGCGAUGACGAAUUCGAGCGGCCCAGCAGGACCCUGGUACUGAUAAUCUUCACCCUGGCCGUUUGCCUGAAGUUGGGCAUCAUUUUGGUGGAGAUUAUGGUCUGAUGGAAUUACCUGCAACGAGAGACAAGGGAAAAGGUCGUAAUUAGUUGCUGUUUUUUUACAUUUUCCCUUACAUAAAAGAUAAGUGUAAACAAA
Drosophila subpulchrella is the source of this 274-nucleotide messenger RNA. RefSeq lists its product as uncharacterized. Lineage: Eukaryota; Metazoa; Arthropoda; Insecta; Diptera; Drosophilidae. The record is from RefSeq and is a predicted model, not a curated record. Bases 56 to 181 code for a protein of 41 amino acids. The transcript has a single exon.